AAGUGGAGCAUUGGGGAACGGAUCAAAGCCAUUUGCAGAUUUCAAUAAACCGGGCUGAGGAAUGUCCCCAAACCCUAAACGCAGAAAUUUCGAAAAGAGCUGUGGAAGUGUGAGAAUUGAGAAAUGGCGAAGCAGUGCAAGUAUUCAUGCGAUACUGCAGCUGAAACCUUGGAAUGGAUUAAAGCCAUUGCUGAUUUCAUUAAACCUUUCUCUUUCUUAAUCAAUGCUCACGUUGUCAAUUUCUUCAAGGAUAGGCUAUGGGAAGCUGUUGAUGAAGACUGGCUUCAAUGUCUUAGUAAUGAAUCUGUUGAAAGUCUUCUCCUUAUUCCUUCUGGAAUUGUCCAGGAUCAUUGGCCUACUUCGCUUAAGGAGUUCAUUCUUACUUUGAAAUCUCUUGUUUAUCCUCGCGAACAAGCGGACUUGAAAAAGGUAUUUCCCAACUUUCAGCCAACAUCACUGAAUAGCGUUCUUGCUCAAGGGAUGAACUUAAAGAAGAAACAUGAGGUGGAAGUUCUUUCUGAUAUUGUUAGUUCUGUUGCGAGUGCUGUGAGAGCUGAUGCAGUAAUAGAUGUUGGUGCUGGUCAGGGUUAUCUUGCACAAGUCCUUGCCUUCGAGCACCAGCUUUCUGUAGUUGCGAUAGAUGCAUGUUCCCAUCAUGGAAAGGUUACAAAUGCACGUGCAGAGCGAAUCAAGAAACAUUACAUGGCUCAGAUGCGGAAAUUUGGAUCAGGAAACCAGAGAUUAAAUGUGCCUCAAACAAUUACAUGUAACAUAAUGUCCCUAGAAACAUUGAAAUCCUUGACCACCAUGUCGUCGCAUAAAGGUGAUGUUGAGCAGCCAAAAUCGAUUGAGCAAGAUCUUGAACUUGGUUUGGCAGGCAGAGGGAGUUCCUUGGUUCUGGCUGGCCUUCAUGCUUGUGGAGAUCUCUCAGUAACAAUGCUCAAGACCCUUUUAGAGUGUGAAGAAGUUAGAGCAGUUAUUAGCAUUGGCUGUUGCUACAACUUACUAUCUGAAGAAGGGUUUGCAAAUGCUCGAAUUCAAUAUGGUUUUCCAAUGAGUUGUGGUGUAAAAAGUGUUAACUUAUCUCUUGGAAAAAGUUCUCGCGAUCUUGCUUGUCAGAGUGCUGAAAGGUGGAAAAGUUUAGGAAAGGAUGCCGGUCUCCACAAUUUUGAGCUGCAUGCUUUCCGUGCUGCUUUUCAAAUGGUUUUGCAUAAAUAUUUCCCUGAAGUUGGAAUAAGUCCUUCAAUUGGGCGCCAAGGGAAGGCUUUGCGCCGUAAGCAGCAAAGGAAGAUAAUUAAGUCUGAACUGCAAGCUGAAGAAAGUACUUAUUCUGAUCUGCCUCAGAUGGCUUGUAAUAUGGAAGAGGCUUGCUCUGUCACACACAGUGGGGAAUCUGAAGCAGGUAACACUUCAGGCGUAAGGUCGGAUGUGGAUGCCCUAUUCACUAAAAUGUCCUUGCAUACUGGUAGUACAUGUGAAACGACUAUGUCUACCUAUAAGUAUUCACUUUUCGAGAAAUUUUGCCAGUCUGGAUUAUGUCGUCUCGGGCUUAAGCCUUCCGACGAUAUAAAUUUCCUUGGCAUUUGGAAGGAAGUUGAACCCUAUGUCAGCCUUAUUGGGAUUUACUGGUCACUUCGUGCUGCUUUCGGGCCUCUCUUGGAAACUCUUAUUCUUCUGGAUAGAUUAUUGUUUCUCCAGGAACAAGGUGAUGUGUUAGAAUCAGUAAUGUUACCUAUUUUCGAUCCAGCAAUAUCCCCGAGGAACGUUGCCAUAAUCGCCAAAAAGCCAGAUGCAGGCAUAUCAUCACAUCAUAGUUCAAGAUAAGGUAAUAUUUCUUUGCUUAGAAGACGAGGCAUUAUAGAGUUUUCUCAUAUGAAAGCAAAAAGGGAUCAUUUUUGCUUCAAAUUAAAAACCAAUAUAUGAAAAUUGUAUUAUUUUCUUACAAUAGUUUUGUUAGAAAUUUUGUAUUUACGAUUUUCAAACCAUCAUUAUUUGACUAUUUUAUGUAGAUGUUUUACUUGA
Molecule: messenger RNA, 2022 nt
Organism: Gossypium raimondii (Peruvian cotton)
Lineage: Eukaryota; Viridiplantae; Streptophyta; Magnoliopsida; Malvales; Malvaceae
Exons: 12
Coding region: 124-1824 (566 amino acids)
Source: RefSeq, a predicted model, not a curated record